GAGAAAAUCACAACAUCUCUUCAACCAUCACAAGCAAGUCCAAGUCGUGAAAAAAAAUAGUCUCUCCUUCAUCAUGCGUACCCUGAUAGUUUUAUUGGUCGCCGCCGUGUUGCUCUGCCAGACAAACGCUUUCCUUGAAGAGAUGCUCAAUGAGUACAGGAGCGACGAAAUCCAGCAGCGAGGCUGUGCGGAUAAAUACAAAUCAAACAUCUGCGGAAACGUGAUCACUGCUGCUCACUGCGUGCGAAGAAGUGGUCGCAUGGCAAAGUUUGCCAAGGCCAACUGCGCGCACUUCUGUGGUCUUUGCUGAGUUGAAACAGUGACAGGACGGAUGAAUGGAAAAUGAUCCUUGAGUUUAAUUGGACAAGUUUAGUUAUAGUAGCUACUAGCCGGGCUGUGCCCGUUAUCAAGAUGCAUGCACACGUGAAUGUAGUUGUCUGUUGAUUGAUUUGACGAAUAAACUUUGAUCAUUGA
Molecule: messenger RNA, 474 nt
Organism: Nematostella vectensis (starlet sea anemone)
Lineage: Eukaryota; Metazoa; Cnidaria; Anthozoa; Actiniaria; Edwardsiidae
Product: protein Class8-like
Exons: 5
Coding region: 74-310 (78 amino acids)
Source: RefSeq, a predicted model, not a curated record